Oncorhynchus nerka (sockeye salmon) is the source of this 2319-nucleotide messenger RNA. RefSeq names its product forkhead box protein F2-like. Gene Ontology annotation, biological process: animal organ morphogenesis; regulation of transcription by RNA polymerase II. Lineage: Eukaryota; Metazoa; Chordata; Actinopteri; Salmoniformes; Salmonidae. Gene Ontology annotation, molecular function: DNA-binding transcription factor activity, RNA polymerase II-specific; RNA polymerase II cis-regulatory region sequence-specific DNA binding. The coding region runs from base 498 to 1640 and encodes 380 amino acids. The transcript has 2 exons. Gene Ontology annotation, cellular component: nucleus. The record is from RefSeq and is a predicted model, not a curated record.
AUAGGUGGUCGCUUUUUGUUUGGUUGAGCGGCAGCGCACACUAAAUCGAGUAGUCUUCGUGUUUCCUCCCCCAGGGAUUAAGGAGGGCGAUGCCCACCCGGUGCGCCACAAAGCUGCACUCACCGCCACGGUGACAACGAACCAUACCGGAGCCUAAGUCGGACUGAACCCCGCAAAACGCUGCGUUAUACCGAGCCCUCAUUGGAUACUCUGCACCCCACCGUCUCUCCCACAUUCUGACACUGCACUCGCUGCACAUUCUCUGCGAAAUAGGAGAGUCCAACGAGGAUUUUCCCUCUCCAACCACUUUUGUGGAAUUCCGAAGACCAAAUGCUUGUGUGAUUUGAGGAGGAUAAGCGACAUUUCUUGUGAUCAACUUUUUCGAAUCCUAUUAGUUCUUUUGAAAGAUCUAUUGCUCCACAUCUUGUUCUCCGCUUCCCCCUCUCCCCCAAGGUCACUGCUCAUCUACGCCACUGCUGUGCGUUAGCGGAGCAGAGAUGACAACCGAGCUCUCUCAGCAGCAGCUGGACCCGCCGCCUCCCCUGAGAUCCAGCCCGACCUCCGGAGUCCUGCACCCCGCCAUGAUGAGCCCACAGACCGAGGUGGACAGCUCCUUAGCCGGGGCCAAAAGCAAGAAGGCGAGCUCCGGCCUGAGGCGACCAGAGAAGCCUCCCUACUCCUACAUUGCGCUCAUCGUCAUGGCGAUACAGAGCUCACCGACCAAGAGGCUGACGCUCAGUGAGGUCUAUCAGUUCCUCCAGGCCCGGUUCCCCUUCUUCAGAGGAUCCUACCAGGGCUGGAAGAACUCCGUCCGGCACAACCUCUCCCUGAACGAGUGCUUCAUCAAGCUGCCCAAAGGGCUAGGCAGGCCGGGGAAAGGCCACUAUUGGACCAUCGACCCGGCCAGCGAGUUCAUGUUCGAAGAGGGCUCGUUCCGCCGCAGACCCAGGGGCUUCCGGAGAAAAUGCCAAGCUCUGAAGCCUAUUUACCGGAUGAUGAACGGGAUAGGCUUCGGUACGUCCAUUUUACCGCAGAACUUUGAUUUCCAGGCGCCCACUGGGUCUCUGGCGUGUCAUAGCAACAGUUACAACUUGGACAUGAUGACCAACUCCAUGGCCGGUGGCUACGACGGACUGAGCGGUGGCCACCACGUACCUCACAUGUCCCCGAGCCCCGGGUCCACAUAUAUGGCCAGCUGUCCGGUAACGUCCAACGGGGACUACGGUGGACCGGACAGUAGCAGCAGCCCUGUGCCCUCGUCUCCGGCUAUGGCCAGCGCGUUGGACGGUCAUUCUCCAUACGCCAGUAGCGCCGGACACUGGGCGUCUCCCGGCAGCUCUCCGUACAUUAAGCAGCAGCCUCUGGUCUCCAGCAGCUCGGCGUCCUCUGGGCUAAAUUCCGGCAUGUCCCCCUAUUCCCUGGAGCAGAGCUACCUCCACCAGAACGCCAGGGACACCGCCGAUAUCUCAGUGGGGAUCCCUCGCUACCAGAGCCACUCCUCACCCGUGUGUGACAGGAAGGAUUUUCUCCUGAACUUUAACGGCAUCUCCUCGUUUCGUCCUUCAGCCAGCGGAUCUUACUAUCAUCAUCACCAACAUCACCAAAGCCUUUGUCAAGACGUCAAACCGUGCGUGAUGUGAGCGCUUCAUGGAGUGUGCGUAAUGGCUCCAAACCGUGCGUGAUGUGAGCGCGUCAUGGAGUGUGCGUAAUGGCUCCAAACCGUGCGUGAUGUGAGCGCGUCAUGGAGUGUGCGUAAUGGCUCCAAACCGUGCAUGAUGUGAGCGCGUCGUAAUGGCUCCAAACCGUGCUCCGGAGAUGAGAGAGAAUCUGAUCAACACCAAAUCAAACAAUUUAAACUGAUUCCAUGAGAGUUAAAAGGCAAAUAAAUUGGCUAAUAUUUCUGAUGAGAAUGAACAAGAGGGACAAAGGGCUAGCCUAUUUCUGAGAAGCCGGAAAACUUCUCACAUCAGGGUAUAUUUACAGUGGCCUUCCUUGUCUUGAUAAGCCAUAAGUAUUAUGCAACUGUUUCCGAAAUGAAGGAAGGCACCAAAUCUUCUGACAAUAUAACCAAGGUUUUUUUCAAAAUAAGUUUCAAAACGACUAAAUGUGUUUGCUGUCAUUAACUGUGCAAACAAAUACCUUAUAUUUUAUGUAACUAGGCCUCUGUUCCGAUAUAGGCCAAUAAAGGUAAAUGCAGCCUACACAUACACAAAGCUUCUUUAUAACAAAUUGAAACACAUUUGCACUUGUUGUUUACCCUUUGAGAUUUGCUUCAUUGUGUCAUGAAGUGUUUCAAUAAAACGGAUGUAUUUUCACCUG